This is a messenger RNA of Habropoda laboriosa, 1968 nucleotides long. RefSeq names its product innexin inx2-like (gene Inx2). Gene Ontology annotation, molecular function: gap junction channel activity. The transcript has a single exon. NCBI's taxonomy places the organism in Eukaryota, Metazoa, Arthropoda, Insecta, Hymenoptera, Apidae. The record is from RefSeq and is a predicted model, not a curated record. Gene Ontology annotation, biological process: phototransduction. The coding region runs from base 321 to 1397 and encodes 358 amino acids. Gene Ontology annotation, cellular component: gap junction; plasma membrane.
AGAACGAUCGGGACGGAACGCACGUGUUUUCGGAAAAUCGAACAAGAUUUUGGCAAACAAAAUUUGAUCAGUGAGAGAACGGUAACGAUCAGGAAUACAUCGAUUAUCGUGAGAAACAAAUUUUUGAAGGCUAUUUGUUUUUGUGCGUGUACAGAGAGGCCUAGGGACGCCUUUUGACGCGCGGCGUCACGUCGCGCGAGCAUCAAUAACUGAAAAAGUGUGCGGUUCAAUUGAUAAAUAGUAAAUAGUAAAAAUUCGCGAUUGUAAAAAUCGCGUUCGAUUUCUCUGUGCGGCACGGUUUGAAAAAAAAAUAACCAACCAUGUUUGACGUUUUCGGCUCCGUGAAGGGAUUACUCAAGCUUGAUAGCGUUUGCAUUGACAACAACGUGUUUCGGCUACACUACAAAGCGACGGUGAUUAUAUUAAUCGCAUUUUCGUUACUGGUUACGUCCAGGCAAUAUAUCGGAGACCCUAUAGACUGCAUCGUGGACGAGAUACCACUUCACGUGAUGGAUACGUACUGCUGGAUCUAUUCGACGUUUACGAUUCCCGAUCGAAACGGUAUCGUUGGUAAAGAUAUGGUGCAACCAGGUGUCGCGUCCCACGUCGAAGGCGAGGAUGAAAUUAAAUACCACAAAUACUAUCAGUGGGUGUGUUUCACACUCUUCUUCCAGGCGAUAUUGUUCUACGUGCCGCGUUACCUGUGGAAGACAUGGGAAGGUGGUAGAAUCAAAAUGCUGGUCCUCGACCUUAAUUGUCCGGUGAUGGGUGAGGAAUCUAAAAAGGAAAGGACAGAACUACUGGUUGAUUAUUUCACAAACAACUGGCACACGCAGAAUUUUUACGCGUUCCGUUUCUUCUUCUGUGAGGUAUUGAACUUUGUAAACGUGCUUGGCCAGAUUUACUUCAUGGACUUUUUCCUGGACGGGGAAUUUACCACCUAUGGCUCGGAUGUGGUGAAAUUCACGGAAAUGGAACCGGAGGACAGGAUGGACCCUAUGUCACGGGUGUUCCCGAAGGUUACUAAAUGCACCUUUCACAAAUAUGGUGCGUCCGGUACGGUGCAGAAAUUUGAUGGGCUCUGCGUGCUGCCGUUGAACAUCGUCAACGAGAAGAUCUAUGUGUUCCUAUGGUUCUGGUUCAUCAUUCUGUCAGUGUUGAGCGGCUUAACCCUGGCCUACCGUCUCGCGGUCGUGGCCGGACCGAAGAUUCGUUUGGUGCUGUUGCGUGCCCGUUCGCGCCUCUCGGUGCCAGAUGAUAUCCAGGCGAUCUCGGAGAUGUGCCAGAUCGGCGAUUGGUUCCUUCUUUAUCAACUCGGCAAGAACAUAGAUCCGGUGGUAUAUAAGAAUUUCGUCUCGGAUCUCCUUACGAAACUUCAGGGCAAAGAAAACGUCUAGUGUUCCGUUCUUAUUAGAAUAUAUACCUCUUUUUCUUCUUUUCUUUUUCCGCUUUUUCGUUUAUUCUUCGAUUCUUCAAUAACAUUCAAUUAGUCGAACCGAAUCGUAUGUACAUCCAUAGUUUAUUCGAAGAUCGAGGGGCCAUUUUAAGUCACGUUUAUUAUAUGUAUGUAUGUAUUUAAAACGUGCGCGCGCAUUCCAAUGUUUUUGGAAAAUUUUUCGUAGUUUAUAGAUGCCUACGUAACGCGAGUUACCUUUCCAUCGUUGGAUUAGAAAUCGAUCGAAGGCAAGCUUCGUGCGAAAAGACACAUCGAGUGAAAUGAAUGAGAAAAAUUAAGUUCUUUUUUUUUUUAAGUUAAAUAUUCAUUCCUUUUUACUAUACUGUUGUGUUACACAAGUAUACAUGUUUCCACCGAUAGUUAGCGAUCGCGGUUCAUUCUGGUAAUUUGAUUCUCCUUUUUCCCUCGUCUUGCGAUUUUUCAGAACUCUCUCACUUCAAAUUUAAUCGUACAUUAUUCUUUUUUUCGUUUUCACAUUUUCUACAUAUUUUCCUUUAACCCUUAUGUCAAUA